AGAGCUCUAUUAAUCUCACAUUAUAAGGAGAAAAACCAGCUUAGCAUUGUAAAAUGUUUUCUGUAAGCUUUGUUUGGCAACUCUUAAAGCAAAAUAUUUGUUCAUUCCCUUUUACUGACCCAACCUCCACUGCCUGCAUUACUUUUCUUCAACUUACGGUUUCUGGUAAACAAGAAAAGACAAGCCGCUUCUAAGCCUCAUCAUGACUUCAGAGUCUGCUCAGUAUUAGAUCUGCUUCAGUGAAACAUAGAUUUGUCCCGAAAAACCCGAUUCGCGUCUUCAACAGCCUGGUUUUUAACUGCAAUAUGCUGUUCUCUCUCGCAAAGUAUAUGGAAAGAAUAAGGAAGAUGGUGUGUGGCUCUUCAUAAAUAAUGAAUAUCGAACUAACUGCAGUAUUUUGUACACGAACUGCUCAAGUGACACAGAAACGAUAACUCUUCAUUGCAGAACAAAUGGACUUUGCAAAGGGAGCUUAGCUACUAAGGUGGUGCGUCCAUCGGAAAACGUAUGUGACGACAGCAAUUAAGACACUCUCCACAACUUUGUGCAACACUAAACACGUGUAAUACACUGUUACUGCUGCUACUGGUAGCAGGGGACUUAAUCCACACUAAUCUGUCAACUGAGCCCUCACGGUACCAACAGCAAGUGGACAAAACCACAAAAUGCACGACUCCUCUGUGUACAAUGGACCCUACCCAACCCUCCCUCCCUUCUAUUCAAUGCACCCGACUGACCUAUGACGUACUGCCGUUAUUUGAAAAGAACGAUCUGAUCAACGACUGACAUGAAAGCAAAUGAUCUCUAAGUUCCUAGCAUCUUGCUUCGCUGUAUCGUAGGGACGACUGUAUACCAACUUCUGGCUCAGCUGUGAAACUCUUCUCCGAACUUUCAGCGGACUGUCCGUGUAGCUUGGACAGUAGCGCACGUGCUGCCUUCGCAGAAGUGGUCAAUCGUGAAAUUACCGCCUACGCCUGAACGGAAACCGCCUCGAUUAUCAGGUUUUUGUUAAAGCAACUGGGACUGAGUCUCAGGAGAUGAAGGAGCUGAAGAGGUGUGCAGUUUCAGUCAGAUAGCACUUUAACAAUUAAAGAAGAAAAAUUGACUGUAAUCUUAGAAGAGGAAGCUAUGUCUGCCAUAAUCAAUCAAGUCCAGGUCUCAUGUUUACACAGCAUAAAGACUGAACCAAGGUCUGUAGCUGAUCUACAAGAAGAGCUAAAUGGUAAUGUAAUGCUUGAGGCAGAAAGCACAUUUUGUUCUUCUACAAAUAUGACAUAUUGCUCACAAAUUAGAUGUGUACAGCUUGAAAGCAUUUCUGGUCCAGCUUACAUAAAACCUGAGCUUGCUAAGCAUAUUCCUCAAUCAAACUGGAAACAUGAGGAUGCUGUAAAACUGGAGCUAAACUCUCAGGAUGCUAUUUAUUGUAUUAAAACAGAGAAAGUUCCUGGUGAAGAACUUCAUCACAUAAAACCUGAGUAUGCUGUACACAUUGAGCAGUCAGAUUCUAGUCAUGAGAGUGCUGUGAAAGUGGAGUGCAUGUACCAAUGUCAAGAUAUCACCUGUUUAAUUAAGACUCAACAGGAUUCUGUGCAUUCUGCAAAGACAGAAGAGCAUCUUGUAUUUAAGCAAGAAGAACAAGAUCAUAGUCACAUAGUGAAGACUGAGACAGGAUGGCCUGGUCAGCAUGCAGUGUGGCAGCAUGACAAUGAUGAAAAUAUUCAAGAAAUGAAUUCUGCUAGUCUUAUAAUUCCUGAGGUGACAGAUAUUAAGAAAGAAAAUCAAAAUCAGAGACAAAAAACUGUUACUGAAGUCACCAUUGAUUCUGCAACAGAAAGUAGAAGUGAUGCCAAACCUUAUCAGUGCCAAGUGUGUUUAUGUUGUUUCAGUUUUUCAACCCUACUAAAGAACCACAUGAAGAUCCACUCUAAGUUUAAAGCUUACAAUUGUACUCCAUGUAGCGUUGUGUUACAAAGAGUAGAUACUUUAAAACAGCACAAGGAAACUAACAGUAAUAAGAGAUCUCACCACGGUGAUGAGAGACCUCACCAGUGUAAUGUAUGUCAUGUAGCUUUCAAAAGAUCAGAUGUCCUAAAAAAGCACAUGGUGUCUCACAGUGAUGUGAAACCUUACCAAUGCAGUUUGUGUAAAGCUUCAUUUAAGUUCUCAACUUGCUUAAAAAGGCACAUGGUGACUCAAAGUGAAGCAAAAAAUCACUCUUGUACUGCAUGUCCUUUGGCUUUCAAAAGAUUAGAUUACCAAAAAAAGCACAAACCUUAUCAGUGCCAAGUGUGUUUAUGUUCGUUCAGUUUUUCAACCCUACUCAAGAAACAUAUGAAGAUCCACUCUAAUUUUAAAGCUUACAAUUGUACUCCAUGUAGCGUUGUGUUACAAAGAGUAGAUACUUUAAAACAGCACAAGGAAACUAACAGUAAUAAGAGAUCUCACCACGCUGAUGAGAGACCUCACCAGUGUAAAGUAUGUCAUGUAGCCUUCAAAGGAUUAGAGCACCUUAAAAGGCAUAUGGUUAUUCACAGUGAUUUGAAACCUUACCGAUGCAGUUUGUGUAAAGCUUCAUUUAAGUUCUCAACUUGGUUAAAAAGGCACAUGGUGACUCACAGUGAUGUGAAACCUUACCAAUGCAGUUUGUGUAAAGCUUCAUUUAAGUUGUCAUGUCAUUUAAAACAGCACAUGGAGACUCACAGUGACGUGAAACCUUACCAAUGCAGUUUGUGUAAAGCUUCAUUUAAGUUGUCAAAGCAUUUAAAACAGCACAUGGUGACUCACAGUGAUGUGAAACCUUACCAAUGCAGUUUGUGUAAAGCUUCAUUUAAGUUGUCAUGUCAUUUAAAACAGCACAUGGAGACUCACAGUGACGUGAAACCUUACCAAUGCAGUUUGUGUAAAGCUUCAUUUAAGUUGUCAAAGCAUUUAAAACAGCACAUGGUGACUCACAGUGAUGUGAAACCUUACCAAUGCAGUUUGUGUAAAGCUUCAUUUAAGUUCUCAACUUGUUUAAAAAAG
Messenger RNA from Pomacea canaliculata, 3021 nucleotides. RefSeq names its product zinc finger protein 883-like. The transcript is spliced from 2 exons. The record is from RefSeq and is a predicted model, not a curated record. NCBI's taxonomy places the organism in Eukaryota, Metazoa, Mollusca, Gastropoda, Architaenioglossa, Ampullariidae. The annotation marks the transcript as partial.